AUGGAUGCCCUAUUUUCCAAGAAAGCCUCGCUGAAGAGGCGCGCUUCCUUGUCCCUUCUAUUUGGCUCGCAGAAACCAACAUUCGCAGCAGUGCUAGACGAGAAACCCACGCGGUACUAUGAUUUUGUCGACACACCUUCUCCUCCUAAGCGUCCAUCGCCUUUCAUCAGCCGGCAAGAGAUAUCGCCCGAGUUGGAGUCAAAGAUUAGAUAUUCUUGUUCCUUGCUUGCGUACCGGAUUGAGCAAGGGAUUCCUUCUCCUCCCAACAACGCAUACCGCCGCGCAGUAAGAGAUGCACCAGUGGAGAGCAUCACACCGAAGUCUCUGCUAGUCUCGAACUAUCCAACUCCAAAAGCCGGACCAGAGUCGGCUUCGGUAACUGGGUAUGACUCCGGCGUGGGUCUCACACAACAGCCAAGUAUGCAAACAAUGAGAGUGCUUCAUUCUCGGUCCGGCGAAGCAUCAGAUGCUGGAGAUACAAGGGCUGUCUCGAUAUUCAGCAACACCAGGACAGGCACAUCUUGCUCUGACCUCAGCACCGAGCCCUCAUGCGCUCAGUCGUCAUCCCACAGUCCCCGGCAGAAUGAACUCAAGCCAACAAUUGGCGCAACUAUAACGGGCUACAGGCAACCAAAUCAUUCAGCAAAGGCCUUCCUCAUCGAAUCCUCACUACCACUGUCUGAACCACCACCCUACAAAGAAGAUGCCCAAGACACGAAUGUUUUCCUCAACCCGACCAUCACCAACCUCUCCUCUGAAACCCUAUCGAGCCAUCCAUCUCCUCGCUUAGGGCUAGCAAGAGUCCCCGCGCUCACUCAGCAACCCAAACCUACGUUCACUCCCAACAAUACCAACUUAGAAAGGUCCCGGAGUAUCAUCAUCGACGGCGCCGGCCAGGCUCGCCUCUUAACGCCGGACGAAGAGUCCCAGCGCAACAAAGCACUCCAGCAUGCUGUACUUUCGAAGAUGACGCCCGGUUUCAUGAGAUAUAACCCUGUUCGUGUGCCUCCGCGACGACAAUGUCAGGACAAUCAGCCGUACCAAAGUCCUGUGGACAGUGAUGGUAUGGGCAGCACGUACCGCGAAAAUGGUUCUCAGGCCGGACUGCAAAGAAUGCCAUCUAGGUUUGGACUCUCUUGGUCGGAUAUCAAGUCGGAACUGCACGCAUCAAGAAGGAAAGACACAGGUACGGGCUCGCGGAGAUUGAGAGAUGAGGUGCCGUUGGUUGGGAAAUUGAGUAAGCUCUUUUCACGCGAACGUCGCAACUAG
Messenger RNA from Aspergillus mulundensis, 1269 nucleotides. RefSeq lists its product as uncharacterized. NCBI's taxonomy places the organism in Eukaryota, Fungi, Ascomycota, Eurotiomycetes, Eurotiales, Aspergillaceae. The coding region runs from base 1 to 1269 and encodes 422 amino acids. The record is from RefSeq and is a predicted model, not a curated record. The transcript is spliced from 2 exons.